This is a messenger RNA of Enterospora canceri, 480 nucleotides long. The record is from the annotation of a GenBank genome assembly. NCBI's taxonomy places the organism in Eukaryota, Fungi, Microsporidia, Enterocytozoonidae.
AUGAGAAUUGAAAAAUGCUGGUUCUGUUCUGCGAAUAUCUAUCCAGGAAAGGGAACUGUUUUUGUACGCGGUGAUAGCACCGUAUUCAACUUCUGCAGAUCAAAAUGCCACAAGUUGUUCAAACUGAGGAAGAAUCCACGAAAAGUCAAAUGGACCAAGAUCAGCAGAAUUCUGCGAGGAAAGGACGUUGUGGACGACAGAAUUGCACAGUUUGAGCGUAGAAUGGAUGAGCCAAUGAUGUACAACAGAGCAAGAAUGGCACAGGUUGUAGAAGCAAUACCACUGGUGAUUGAGAAGAAGCAGCAGAUUGAUAGAGCAGCCACAGUUGAUAGAAUCAUGAAGGCAAAGGAGCAAUCAAAGAUGCAUGAUCUGGCAUUUAUGACUAAGAAUGAGAGACUGUUGCAAAACGACUACGAGAAGCUAAGAAGGAGAAUUGUGAAGAAGAAGGCCGAAAAGAGGACAGAGCCUAUGUUAAACUAA